Messenger RNA from Dentiscutata erythropus, 288 nucleotides. The record is from the annotation of a GenBank genome assembly. NCBI's taxonomy places the organism in Eukaryota, Fungi, Glomeromycota, Glomeromycetes, Diversisporales, Gigasporaceae.
AUGGCCCAAAGAGUUCGAGGGCUAGUAGAUACGUUACUGGUAAUCCGCCAAGCUGCCAUUUUUCAAGUACAAAAGGCGCAAAAUAGACAAAAACAGCUUCACGAUAGAAAAAUUCAGAAUAUUACUGAAUUUGGAAUAGGAGAAAAAGUAUUGGUGUUUUUUGACUGGAAGGUAGUCAAGUUGUGCACAAUGGAAGGUCAAGUCGUAUCAACUCCAAUUAGUACUAGUCUAAUUAAAAAGUAUAGAGAUCGUCAAAGGGACACUGAAAGAGAAAGAAUAUUAAAUUAA